AUGCACGGAUCCUUCAAUGUGGUUAUGGGGCUUAGUGCGCUGCAGCGGGCCGAGCUCGCUCUUUCGGGCCGCUCAGGGGCGUGGAAUGCUCGCCUUGAUGGGUUUGAGGAAGUCCCGUUGGUUGCAGAGGACAUUCGGAUGUAUAUUCCCAAGAACAAAGCGCUUCUGAACUAUCAUAUUGGAAGUACGGUUUUAUGCACGAGCAAGAUCAGACACCCUGGACAUAGCCCACACUUAGAGGAAUUCCUCUACAUGAGAUCGAUUGUUGAGCCAGACAGGCUGGGUGAUGUCAAAAUCACCAUUCCUGCACCCCAUUGGUACCAUCUCCGGUACAAGCAUGGUCAUGCUUACCGAAGCGAGGUUUAUGCAUCCGAUGAGGAAUACUUCAAAGAUCUGGCAGCAGCCUAUCGAAAGGAGCUACAACUUCUGUACGAUGCAGGUCUGAGACGGGUUCAAAUAGACGAUCCUGACCUGUCAUACUUCUGCUCUAAGGAUGUCCUAGAAAACUGGGCUCUUGACGAGACAAAUACACAAUCCCCCACGGAGCUACUUGCAUCAUACAUCAAAUUGUACAACGACUGCCAUGAUGUGCCUCCUGACAUGCAUGUCGGAAUCCACAUUUGCCGGGGCAAUUUCACCGACAGCCGAUAUUGGUCGGCUGGCGGCUAUGACGCAAUAGCGAUUCAAUUGUUUCGGGAGCUCAACGUUAACACCUUCUAUUUGGAAUUUGACACUUCACGAGCUGGCGGAUUUGAGCCUUUGCAAUUUUUGCCAGUGGGAAAAAAUGUGAUCCUAGGUGUCGUCUUGACGAAGUCGGCAGAAAUUGAAAACAUUGAGGAGCUGAAAGAGCGCGUCCUCAAGGCUGCCAGCUUUAUCGCAGAAGGAAAUGGUAUCGGCCUUGAAGAAAGUCUUCAGAUGGUAGGUGUCAGCCCCCAGUGUGGCUUCGCAAGCAACAGUCGAGAGGAUCGCUUUACAAAGGAGAACAUGUUGGACAAGUUAAAAUUGGUGAGAGAGUUGGCAACUGCUAUCUGGCCGGGAGAGGCGUGA
Molecule: messenger RNA, 1047 nt
Organism: Penicillium longicatenatum
Lineage: Eukaryota; Fungi; Ascomycota; Eurotiomycetes; Eurotiales; Aspergillaceae
Product: cobalamin-independent methionine synthase II family protein
Exons: 3
Coding region: 1-1047 (348 amino acids)
Molecular function (GO): 5-methyltetrahydropteroyltriglutamate-homocysteine S-methyltransferase activity; zinc ion binding
Source: RefSeq, a predicted model, not a curated record